CAGGAAGUGAUUUCGCUAGUAGAGCUGCUGCCUAUUCCUGUCCCUGGGAAGUGGUGCUGCGGUGCGUGUGUGCUGUCCGUAGAUCCGUUCUAUAGAUAGAAACGACUGGGCACCUUCAAUGUGAAAGCUCCCGUUUAUUACUCCGCCAUGGUGCGGCACGGAGAGUUACCAACCGCGGAAAGCAGCGGCCCCGGUGAGACAUUACAGCAGGACGUCUUGCAAACUUCCUCGGGAUGGGAAAGUCCCGAGGGGUCUCCUAAAGCUUUGCCUCUUCCCCAGGACUCAGACUCCGCAUUAGCCCCAUCGGGAGACACCACAGCCGCCCUGUGCCUCAGGGUAAGGUCCCUGGAAGCUGAGCUGGAGACCUGCCGCCAGGAGCUCCGGGAAAUCCAGAGACGACUGAGCCAGAGCGAGUGGCUGCACCGGAGCACCGAGACUCACAACCAGGAGCUGCAGAGACAGGUCAAGGAACUAAAUAGAGAAAUCCAUGAGAGCAAGAGAGCAGAACAGACAGACCAAGAGGUACAGACAGAUGACUACUAUGCGUGGGCACAAUCUGAUUCUUAUUACUAUUCUUCCAAUGGAAAUGAUUCCAGUGGAUUUGCAGUAGAAGUGUCAGAACAGGUCAGUGUGACAGAAGACAGCCAUUCUUCACAAGUUGUAGCAGAAGCAAGGCUGUAUGAAGCGGGAGCAAGCAGUGCUCCAUGUGUGGGAGAAGAUCAAGAAGAAACUGUCUACGCACAGCAAGCUGAGGAAGAGCAGGGGUGCUCACUGGCAGAGAGCUUGAGAGCGACUGCAGAAGCUGCCUUGACGCAAACUGGAUUUGUAUAUGAUGAAAGCACAGGGAUGUAUUUUGAUCACAGCACUGGAUUUUAUUACGAUUCGGAGUCCCAGCUAUAUUAUGAUUCUGCCACUGGUAUAUAUUAUUACUGUGAUGUGGAUAGUGGCCGCUACCUAUUUCAUUCCCGAGUGGAUCUUCAGUCAUUCACUGAUACAAACCCUCGGACAACCAGAGAUAAAAGAAGCAAGAAGAAGAGGCGAGAUCCAGCCAGUAUGGAGAAGGAUACAGAGAAAAUAGAAGGUGAUUCAGUAAUUCCUGAAAGGGAAGAUUUGGCUGCUGAGAAAAAGAAAGCUAGGAUGAACAGUUCAAUAGAAUCUUACGAAAGAGAGAGGUCGUCCUCAGAAGAGAGUGAUCCUGAAGAGGGAGAAAUCACUGACUCUGACAAUGAGAAGGCUUCCAGUGAUGACAACAUGUCAAGUGGACUUAGCAUAACUUCCCACACCUCAGAGCCUGAAGACCUGGAAAGAAUCUGGCCUCCUUGUAUUAGAGUAACUGUUGUCCGAUCGCCAGUACUUCAGACGGGAACCCUGUUUAUUAUCACUGCAGAUAAAACUGCCUCCAUUGGAAGAGAAAAAGAUUUGGGGCAUACAAUCCGGAUUCCAGAGCUUGGCAUCAGUAAAUUUCAUGCAGAAGUGUACUUUGAUCAUAACUUACAAAGCUAUGUACUUGUCGACCAAGGCAGCCAAAAUGGAACAGUAAUAAAUGGCAACCACAUACUGCAGCCUAAAGAAGUCAGCCAGCCUUGUGUGCUGCAACAUGGCGAUGAAGUAAAGUUUGGAGAAACUGUGCUUUCUUUCCAUGUGCACCCAGGCAGCGAAACAUGUAAUGGAUGUGAACCAGGGCAGGUCAGAGCCCACCUCCGUCUGAAUAAGAAAGAAGAGCAUUCAGCUGGUCCAAUACUGACAAAGGAGGGCAAAGAACUGCUACGGAAACAGGGACUAAAGAAAAUCAGAGCAAAAUAUGGAUUACAGAGUGCUGAUUAUGAAGACAACAAGGUUCUAACAAAUCCAAAAUACAAGGAUAGAGCAGACAGACGGAGACAAGUGGUGGGUAGUGAAGGCACUUUCCACAAACAGGAGGCCCCAGCAUCUGUACAUGUUGAGAUUAAUGACCGCAACAAGGGCAGGAAAAUGCUGGAAAAGAUGGGAUGGAAAAAGGGAGACGGCCUUGGCAAGACAAGUGAUGGCAUAAGGGAUCCGAUUCAGCUUCAGCUUCGCAAAAAGAAGGCAGGUUUGGGGUCCCAGAAUCCCACCUCAAUAGAAGAUAUCCAGUCUACAACACAAAACCAGAAGAACUGGGAAAAAGCUAGGGAGAGAUUUGCAGAAGCUUUCCCCGACGCCAAAACAAAAAACGAGACCAAGAGCAAUGUGACUUGGAUAAAGGCCACUACAGAAUAAUGGCCUCCAUACCAAUGGUGAACGGGAACUGCUGUAAAAAGGCAUUGCCUUGUCUUGCUUAUAUAACUGGGGAGAUGGGUAUGCAAAAUACUGCUGUAUGCUCCAUCCCCUUCAGUUAAUAAGUGUUGUGAGAAAGUACUAAGAUCUGCUCCAUCUGCAGUUGUUUGUAUAUUAAUGUCCUUAGGGGAACAGGUCCAGUAUAUACUCAGGAUGUAUAAUGCAGCUGCUAAUGAUCCCUGUUCUUUAUCUGUAAGCCUCUAGAAAUAUUGGGAAAAAGUUAACCAGUUAUGGUACUUAGGUUUGACAACUAAGGAGUCUGAGGAAUGACCUUUUUACUGUUAGUUGCUUAAGUGUAGUGUAUCUUUAGUUAGGCAUCUAACCAUCCAUUUCUCGCUGGCAGCUAGCAGAUUCUGGGAAGUGCAGUUUAGAAGCUGAAAUGCAAUUAUGUGGUGUCUAGUUUUAGAUUACAUAUAUCAAAUCAGGACUAAUUUAAAGGAGAACUAAAGCUCAAUUAAAUAAGUUGCUAGAAAUGUUGUACAUUAUGUUUUGGGUUUCUGUACCAGCCCAAGGCAACCACGGCCCUUUAGCA
This is a messenger RNA of Xenopus laevis (African clawed frog), 2827 nucleotides long. It is a transcript of the gene aggf1.S, whose product is annotated as angiogenic factor with G-patch and FHA domains 1 S homeolog. NCBI's taxonomy places the organism in Eukaryota, Metazoa, Chordata, Amphibia, Anura, Pipidae. Gene Ontology annotation, cellular component: extracellular region; cytoplasm. The record is from RefSeq and is a predicted model, not a curated record. The coding region runs from base 148 to 2238 and encodes 696 amino acids. Gene Ontology annotation, molecular function: nucleic acid binding. Gene Ontology annotation, biological process: positive regulation of angiogenesis. The transcript has 14 exons.